AUGUCGGGGGACUCUAACAUAGGCGGCUGGGCUCAUGUUGGGGAGUAUCAGACCCGGAAGAGAACGGUAUCCCUGAAUACCGGCCCAAUCGCACUGGCAAACAAGGAUAUUCAAACCUACUACGAUCAGCCUGAUCUUGAAGCCGUGGAACCAUGGGUUCUGAAGCCCGAGAUACCAUCGGAAGAAGAGAUUCUCGGUACUGACUCGGGAGAUACUGUUGACCUAGCACCAAACAACAUAGACGGCCCUUGGAUCUCGAAAGAAGCUUACCUUCGGACGCAUUACAAUCUACUGAGGGAAGAUUCAGUGGCUCCCCUACGCGACGCUGUGGCAUAUGUGAGAGAGAGACCACACAUGAUGGAUUCGAAAGAUGUCUCGAUUUAUGAUAAGGUUCGUUCAUAUUUCGUCCUGAAUAUCGAAUGCCUUUGGCCAUACACUAACGCACCUAAGGUCUACGUUGUAGGACUCACUUUCGCGCAGCAAGGACUGGGUUUUCGCAUCCAGUUUUCGACUCAGAGAUCGGGUAAACGGAUCCUUUGGGAGUACACCAAGCGAUUGAUUAGUGGGACCGUCGUCGCUCUAUCUCCUGCGGCAGAUGCCUUUCAGACUAAGUGCGUUCUCGCUCUCGUGGCUGCUAGACCCCUGGAAACUGUACAGCGACAGCCUCCGAUGAUCGACAUUUAUUUCGCUCGGCCAGACGAGGCAGAUUUCGAUCCCCAUCAGGAAUGGAUCAUGGUCGAGGCGAAGACCGGCUACUACGAAGCCUCAAGACACACAAUGACAGCGCUACAAAAGAUGAGUCGAGAAAAAUUCCCUCUUGCUGACAAUAUUUGCUUUCUCAUGCAGAAUGUCGAGCCGCCCCCGUACAUUCAGCAGAACCCAGUGCUUGAAUUACAGUCAGCUAUCGAUGAGAAUGAAUUGGAUGGCAAGGUCAACGUCUUGGAUGGGUGGCCACAUUCUCUGACGGGUGACCUCGAUAGCACGCAGUGGGAAGCAUUGCAUCAGGUGCUCACGAAAAGCCUCACUAUUGUACAGGGUCCUCCAGGGACCGGAAAGACAUUUGUCUCGGUCAUGGCCCUCAAAGUCCUGAUUGCCAACAUGAAGCCAGGUGAUCCUCCAAUUAUCGUAUCUUCGCAGACUAACCAUGCCCUUGAUCAACUUCUGGUCCAUAUCUCGCGAUUCGAGCCCAGUUACAUCCGAUUGGGUUCGAGAAGCAGUGACCUUGAGGUCAAAAAGCGCACCCUCUUCAAUGUGAGGAAGAGUCAACCUACCGUUCCUGUUCAUGGGAGCAUUCUAGGGUCCGCGCGAGGCAAACAGCGAUCCCUUCAACAAAGCAUCAUGGCGCUCCUUAAGCCUUUUGACUUGAAAAGCUCUAAUGCUCCUAUCCCUUCUUCUCUUUUCUUCAACUAUGGGUUGCUGACGCAGGCCCAAUACGACUCCCUUUCCAAAGGAGCAAAAGACUGGAUUCGACCGGGUGAUCGGGACGAUGCUGACCCUAUUUCUGCUUGGCUCGGAGACCAGUUAGUGAGGUUCAGAGUCACUUAUGCGGCUGAUAACUUUGGGUUUGUUGAAGAUGAGAUCGACCUUGAGUACGAGCAGCUGAAGGAGCUCGAGGCCGAACAUGGGGUGGAGGAAGACGACUUCGACACGCUGAGAGGGGACUACAUCCACAUCGGGGAGGUCUUCCAAGGAUUCAGAGGCAACGACAGAGGAGCUCUCGAGUACCACAAAUAUUCCGACUUGUGGAGAAUUCCUGUCAAGGAACGGGGCGCUGUGUACAACGUUCUCCGAAACCUGGCAAAAGAGAGAAUCCUAGGCCAGUUUCGGCAAUUUGUCUCUGAGUAUAUGCGAAACUGCAAAAGUAUUCAGAUUGGAAAGUGGGAAAGAGACAAUGUUGUCUUACAAACCGCCAAAGUCAUCGGAGUGACUGCAACCGGUCUCAGCAAGUACCGGGGGUUGAUCUCCAGUUUGAAUCCGAGAAUCGUCCUUAUUGAAGAGGCUGCGGAAGUUAUUGAAGCGCCCAUCGCUGCUGCUUGCUUGGAGUCGGUGCAACACAUGAUCUUGGUAGGCGAUCAUCAACAGCUCAAAGGACAUUGCGCUGUGGAGGAACUGGGUGGUGAGCCCUUUUUCCUUGACAUGUCUAUGUUCGAGCGCCUUGUACGGAACGGACUUGAAUAUGUCACCUUGAGGAAACAAAGACGGAUGGCUCCUGAGAUCAGUCGUCUGUUGACUCCAAUCUACAGCGAACUCCAGGACCACGAAUCGGUGCACCACCGGCCUGGUAUUCCAGGUAUGGGAAAUGUGCGGUCGUUUUUCUUCUGUCAUGACUGGCCCGAGACCAGCGACAGUCUAUCAUCAAAGAUGAAUGAGACGGAAGCAGAGAUGAUUGUCGGGUUCUAUAUUCACCUCGUGCUCAGUGGCGUUCCUGACAAAGAUAUCACCAUCUUGACCUUUUACAACGGCCAGCGGAAGAAGCUGCUCAAGUUGCUGCGAAGUAAUUCAUACCUGCAGGGGCAUGCGGAGUGGCCAGAAGAGCAUCGGGUUCCUGGCAGUUGA
Messenger RNA from Aspergillus terreus NIH2624, 2556 nucleotides. RefSeq names its product putative DEAD box helicase involved in nonsense mediated decay. NCBI's taxonomy places the organism in Eukaryota, Fungi, Ascomycota, Eurotiomycetes, Eurotiales, Aspergillaceae. The record is from RefSeq and is a predicted model, not a curated record. Bases 1 to 2556 code for a protein of 851 amino acids. Gene Ontology annotation, cellular component: nuclear RNA-directed RNA polymerase complex. Gene Ontology annotation, molecular function: helicase activity. Gene Ontology annotation, biological process: regulatory ncRNA-mediated heterochromatin formation. The transcript is spliced from 3 exons.